Eufriesea mexicana is the source of this 2187-nucleotide messenger RNA. Its product is annotated as DAZ-associated protein 2. Bases 155 to 715 code for a protein of 186 amino acids. Lineage: Eukaryota; Metazoa; Arthropoda; Insecta; Hymenoptera; Apidae. The record is from RefSeq and is a predicted model, not a curated record. The transcript is spliced from 4 exons.
AUCAAUAGGAAACCAAGAAGGAAUUUAUAAGGUACAUAGUGUGUAAAAUGAAAAAUGUAUGAACAAUUCCAAUGUUUCCAAUUGUUCGAUAAUUCAUGUCGUCUCUUAUCCUUUCUGGCAGUGGUACCACGUACCGUUGGCUUAGAUCAAACCUAUGGCCAACAAAUUGAACGGACUUGCAUUUUCCAUUGCAUGUGUUACAGCAUACCCGGUGACACCUCAUCCACCAACAGGUUUUGUUCCUGCGCCAGCACAGCCUGCUACCUACGGUAGUACACUUGCAGGCGCUGGACCGUAUGGAGUAUUUCCUAAUCAGCCACAGCUGUACGCAGCACAAGGUCCGCCACCGCCGACGUAUGAUCAAACUCUUACUCAUCCGAUGAUGUAUCAACCAAUGUAUGGUCAAGGAUAUCCAGGAUAUUUAGCUGGUUAUCCUGCAUAUGGCCCACUACAAUAUUACCCACCGUUAGCUGCAGCUGCGGCGUAUUAUCCUGCAGCAGCAAUGCAGCCUCCAGUUAGGCCUCCUACACUCGUGAUGCCUAAUGGGUUCGAUGCUACUAAUCGCUUUGAUAGUAUCUCGCAACCUGUCUUGCCGCCACCUCCAACAGUUCCAAAUGCUGCCCAAUUAGCUGCAAUGGCGAGUCACAGCGUGGCUAUAUCGCAAAAGAAAAACUUUCUAGGAGGAGGAACAGAUGGCGGUUACACCUUUUGGUAAACCAUUAAACCUUUUGUGAAACACUAAGUCUAACAAAGGCAUUGUUGUCAAGAUGAUCCAUGUAGGCAAAUCUGAUUUAUGUUAGAAUUCUACUAUUUUCACAUUGGGAGCAGCUAUUAAAUUAGUAUAUCUUGUGCGCGGACCGAUCGCAAAAGUAACACUUUCUAAUUCUUGCAAUAUUUAAAAUAUUUAGUGUACUUUUUGUUUUUUAUUUUCCGUUAAUUUGACACAGAUUGAUAUGUGACAUAGUUAUCAGUGCACAAUGCGAUUUUCAGAUCUUAGCAAUCGGUCGGCGCAUCGAACAUACUAUGAGAUUUAAGAGAAACAUUAAGAAGGGAAGACUCGUGCGACGCUCGCCAUACGAUUGCAAAACUACUAUUUCAAUUAACUCAAAAAGACCAGAAGUACAUUUUGUAAAUUAAAGAUGGGUGGAAGUGGAAUCGUAGGUCUUUGAUAAUACAUUGUUGUCUCUUGGUGGUAAUGAUCAAGUGAUAAGUGAAUCUCUUGAUGUACUUAAAGUAAAAUUUAAGAAUAUGAUGGAUAUUUAAAAAGCAAGAUAUUGUUUGAAAUUAUGCGAUUAUCAUGCGAUAUUAUGUUCAAGUAAUUUUAAAAUAUCGCACAGUAUAUUUGGUAUUCCAAAUGUUAUAAAAUUUCUUUCAAAAAUGAUAAAUUUUAGUUAAGCGAUGUAAAAAAAUUCUCUCAUUCAAGUACGUUUUGCUUAAUCUUUCCGCAGUUAACAACAAAUUUGUUUUGACACGCACGAGAUGUUCCAUUUUUAUUUAAUAAAACGGAUAUUGUACGCGAGCGAGAGUAGGGAACACGUUGUGUUGUUCUUCUUUUUAGAGUUAGCGGGUGAAUACGUGCACCAGUGGAUGCGAGUUGUCUCAUUCGCCUACAGGGAUCGAUAUUCAAAGUGUGUUCUAAGCCUUUUUUAAGCGCGACUUGGUUUUCUGUAAGGCAAACCGAAGAGCAAAGGGGCUACUCGCGUUAUUUCUGUAACUUUCUAUACGACUAUAUAUUUUUUUCGAUAUUUUUUCUCUUGGAGUUUUUAAUGUUCCGAACUUUUGUUUUCCAACGUGAAAAAAAAAAAUCAUCAUGGGUAGCCCUAAUGUUUAGAAAAAAGAACAUGUACAUGAUAGGAGACCGAGGAAUGCGUGAGAGCCUUUCGUAAUUAUUUAUUGUUAUUAGAAAUUUAAUGAACAGACAGUAACAAGGAACUUUUGUUAUCUUCUUUUUUUUCUUUUUUUUUUUUUUUUUUCUUUUUUUUGACAAAACUUUUAGUGGCGAUAAUGGAAAAAGAAUCUUUUCAAGAUUUUUUUGUUAUUAUUAGGAUUACCAUAAUUUUGACACGUUUUAUAAUUAAAAGUUUAAGCGAUAAUGUUUGAGGCUCGCGUGCCAAAUAACAAAAUUAAAGUUGAAGAUUCUCACGUAUUCAACGACUUCGAAGAUACUUACCUUCUCUACCUACAAAU